CCCGCCGGAGAGGAAGCUCCACCUCCCGGCUCCAGCAGCCGGCCGCCUCUCUCCUCCUCUCCCCGGCUCUGCUCCGUCCCUGUGGCCUCGCUAGGCGUCCGAGCUUCCUGCGUGACAACAAAAGUGCAGACUCUCUGUUCUCGACGGAGGGAUGGAUCCGCGCUUUCACCGCUAACGGAGGGAGAGAUUUACUCAUUUAUAAACACUGGAUUAGCCCUACUUGUUUGCGGCAUGAGCCAUGAGCCAAAGUCACCAUCGUUAGGAAUGAUCUCCACGGCGACCCGUACCACGGCGACGGUCAGCCCCCUCACCCCGUCGCCUCUCAACGGCUCCAUCGUAGCCAAUGGAAGCCCCGCCGCCCAGUCUGCACACUCUGGAUUUGCUGCAGCCCUACGUAAACUGGCCAAACAGGCUGAAGAACCCCGAGCUGCAUCCUCCAUCAGCAGUGAGUCCUCUCCAGUGUCCUCCCCUGCCACCAACCACAGCUCUCCAGUCAGUACACCCAAGAGGGGUCCCCUUGGUCAAGGGCCUGUCCUGGUCCCCCCCGCCGGCCACAGCGUGCCAAACACCCCGCCUGUAGUCACCAUUGCUCCAACAAAGACUAGCAACGGCCUCUGGAGGAGCGAGGGACGCCAGGCUGACUCGGUGCCUCGCGGGGCCAGCAGGGAGCGUCUGGGUGCUGAGGGGAACCACCCACAGGAAAAGGGUGGCCCUUCAGUCCCUGCCCACCUCCUAGGAAACCCCUAUGCCUUUGGUCUCAGCCCCGGUGCGGUCAUGCAGGAUUCACGUUUCCAGCCCCUCAAUAUGGCCAGACAGAUGUCUAACGCAGUGCCCCCUGGUCAUGUACCAGAAGAGUACCUCCGUGGUUUCCGGCCCUAUGCCACAACUGAGGAUGCCCUCCGCAUGCCCUCUUUGCCCAUGGGUCUGGACCCCGCCGCCGCAGCUGCCUACUACCACCCCAGCUACCUGCCCCACCCCUCUUUCACGCCAUACAGAGUUCUUUAUCGGAGUGACAACCCAGUGGUCAUACACAGAAAACACCAGCAGCAGAAAAUGAUGGACGACCCGUUCUGUCUCUCUGCUAUGAGGUCACCUUUCUAUCAGCUGCCAGGAGGGGGAGCUCUCCCUCCCAUGCAUCCCUCCGUUCACAUGCACCUCCAAGGAGUGCGCUACCCUGGAGACUUCACUCACCCCUCUCUGUCGGCACUGCAGUCUGAGAGGCAUCAGCUGGAGGAUGAGCUACGGCAGAGAGAGAGGGAGCGGGAGCGAGACCGAGAACGCGAAAAAGAGAGAGAGCGUGAGGCGGAAAGAGAAAAAGAACGGGAGAGAGAGCGAGAAAGGGAGAGAGAACGGGAAAAGGAGCUGGAGAGGGAGAGAGAACGGGAGCGAGAAAGAGAGCGUGAGAGAGACAGGGAGAGGGAGAGAGAAAGAGAGAAGGAAAUGGAGAGGCAGAACGAGAGAGCGCUGAGGGAGAAGGAGCUGCAGGCCUCCAAGGCCAUGGAGAGCCACUACCUGGCCGAGCUCCACGCCAUGAGGGGGCAGGAGGACCGGACCAAGCCCGAGAGACUCACCCCUAACCGGGCUGAUAAAACCAAAGAGCCCGCCCCUCCAGGUCCCAAACCUGUCCCACCAGGACUCCACCCUUCAAUGGUCCAAUCACAUCAUCCCAUCCCAGGUCUGAUCCCAGGCCACGGCCUCUUCCUGGGGGCCGGCGCUGUGGGGACUGCGCUCUCAGCCUCAAUGUUAGCUCAGAGAGCCAAUGAGGAGGAGAGGUGGCUGGCACGGCAACGUAAGCUGCGGCAGGAGAAGGAGGACCGUCAGUACCAGGUGUCUGAAUUCCGCCAGCAGGUUCUGGAGCAGCACCUGGACAUAGGACGGCCCGGAGAUGUACUAGACCACAGGACAGACUCACACAGAUCCAUACCAAAUCACCAUGAACCAGGAAGCCGGGACCUCCACCCUCACUUAGGCGCCCCUCCACCCCUCAUCUCCCCCAAACCUCCCCAGCCACCACGUGAACACCACCCUCCCACCACCCUGUGGAACCCUGCCUCUCUUAUAGACACCGCCUCAGAGUCCAGACGGAACCACGAGCCCUCAGGGAUGGGACACUACGAGCUCAGUCGGCUUCCCCCCGGGCACGCAAAAUAUGAGGACGGAGCGCGAAGGAGAGAAGGGGGAGUGAUGGAGAAGUACCCCCCACUGAGAGGUCCUCCGGGCCUGCCGGAACCCAGCACAUUCCUUGCUGAUCUGGAGAAAUCCACCCAGUCCUUUUUUAGCCAGCAGAGGGCAACCCUGUCCCUGCCCAGCCAAUAUGAAAUGGAGGGAGGUAUGAAGAGCAAUGCUGGACUGAAGAGCCUCCAGGGACACCCGGGGCACAGCAGACAUGGACAAGGGCUAGGAAUCCCCCCCGGGACAGGCAUGGGACAGGUAGCCAAUGUGGGGACGGGCCCAGAGACAAUGCUGAUCUAUGACGAAUACCUCCAGCAGCACCGGAGGCCUGUCAGCAAGUUAGACAUGGAGGAGAAGAGGAGAAAGGAGGCCAGGGAAAAAGGUUACUACUACGAGCUGGAUGACUCGUAUGACGAGAGUGAUGAAGAGGAGGUGAGAGCCCAUCUUAGGAGAGUAGCAGAGCAGCCGCCACUCAAACUGGAGGACUCCUCAGAGAAACUAGACUUCCUGGGAGUGUUUGGCCUGACCACAGUGGGCCGGCGCGAUGAGCUGGUGCAGCAGAAGAGGAGAAAAAGGAGGAGGAGGCUCAGGGAGCGCAGCCCCUCACCAUCUUGCUCGCAACCGAAACGCACUCCUCCGCCGGCGCCCCAACUCAGCACACGCUUCACCCCGGAGGACAUGAACCGAGCACCAGAGCUGGAGGAUAAGAAGCGAUUCCUCACCACGUUCAGUCUGUCCCACGUCACUGUACAGCAGAGGAGAGAUUCUGCAUUCGCCCAGCCUCCCUCUGAAUCAGAAGGCCAACACAGUGUCAGACCGCAGAGCCCCUCCUCAUAUCGCCCAGCGUCCCCCAAUGGUCACCCAAAACCCCUUGGGGAGACAUUAAGACCAAAGGAACCCCCUUCUCCAGCUGUCUACCCUGACAAGGCCCGGGGGCCCGGUGAGGGGCCGGUCUCUAAGAGGAGCUCCAGCCUGCUGAACAGCUUGCGCCCCCCCCUUCCCCUGCAGGCUAAAGAGGGUCCUCACAGCGUCAACGGGCGCACCAAACCCUGGGACAGCUUUACCCCGGAGGAAUUUGCCCAGCAGUUCCACGAGUCUGUGCUUCAGUCCACUCAGAAGGCUCUGCAGAAACAUAAAGGUGGAGCCGCGGGGAUGUCGGAGUCGUCCCACCUGCAGGAGUCCUCGGUCCACUACAACAUUCCGGAGCUUCAGAGCGCUCCUGGACGGCCACCGCAGCAUUCACAAUCUCAGUCCAACGCACAUCCAUUUCCCCACCCGCUCUCACACGCUCACCCUCAGCCCAACGGGCAGCACUUCUCUGCAGGCCUCCACCGGGAGGCCUCGGGGGCGAGGGAGGACCUGUCGGGUCCAGAGGACUCUGAGGAGGACCAGGAGGAGGAGGAAGAGGAGGCUCCCGCUUCCAAGUGGCAGGGGAUUGAGUCCAUAUUUGAAGCUUAUCAGGAAUAUGUUGAAGAGCAAGGUUUGGAGCGACACGUGUUGCAGAGCCAGUGUCGAAGACUAGAAGCUCAGAACUACAACCUCAGCCUGACCGCUGAGCAGCUAUCUCAUAACAUGGGGGAGCUGAUGUCCCAGAGGCAGAAGCUGGCAGUGGAAAGGGAGAAGCUCCAAGCCGAGCUGGAGCACUUCAGGAAGUGUUUGACGCUGCCACAGACACACUGGCCGAGAGGCGGCCAUUACAAGGGCUACCCUCCCAGGUGACCCCGACCCGCCGCCCUGAUGGCCCCCCGCCAUCCCCCUUCAGACUGAUACCCAGAGUUUAUUUUUCAUGGCCUGAUCCACAUGGUUCCAAGGAGGAGAAUAAGACUGGCUGGAUAAGAUGAAUGAAUGAAUGAAUUGAGUGAAUGGAUGAGUGGUGGAUGAAUGCACAGCAGACAGGACAGUGAAGGACAGUCUUUGGACGGUGGCCAGGGACUGUGCCACUACCGUGUGCCAAUGUAGCCAACCCAGAGAGCAUGGGCCAGGAGCACCUGAAGAUCACCCAUAAUGCACCUGCUUGUCACUCUUCAGCCCCCUGCUGCUCUAUUGUUCAGUCCCUGCAUCCCUCCCGCCACAGCUACACAGACAAUCCUGCCAAUGAGGGGCCGCGGCCCCAGGGGGGGGUGUCGUCCAGAGACUCGAACGCUUCGAAGGCUUCUGGCCAGUCGGGACUGAUCUUAUCACAGUGGCCACAUGAGCUUUUGAACUGGAAAUGCACUUAAGAAUAAAAGCUGAAGAACUACCUGGUGGUACUGUGUUACAACAAAGAACUGUUGGAAUUAGGGAAGAACUUAGAGAAUGCACAUUUUUUGGAAAGAAUUAAGGAAAUGUUUUAUUUCGAAAUAGAAAAUUUGAGAAUAAGAAUUCUAAAAGGUGCUUCAGCCUUGUAUUGUAUAUAAUAUGAAGACUUAAAAGAAUUUUGUAUGUUUUUAUUACUUUAAUCAUUGUUCUUUUAAAGAAAAAAAGCCUGCCAUUUUUAUAUGUUUAUGCUUUUUUGGGUUGGAAAAGAAAGCCUUGCUUUUAGUGUUUGUACUGCUGCUGGCCAGAACAGCUCAUUUUGAGACAUUUAACAGUGAGAGAGAACAGGAUAUAUUCCUCCUCUCACUCUCUCCUCACCCAACCACAGCAUCCGAGCUCACUGAGGUCCUGAGAAAUGGCACCCACCUUCUCACCCCUCCCUUCACAGCAACAUGUCAUUCUGUUUUAACACCCAGCAUCCACUCCUCUGCUCAGCGUCACUGCUGCUGGCAGGACUAGUUAGCUAAUGAUGUUCUCAUACUGAAACCAGAUGAAACCCACAGCGACACUUUUCUUUUUUUACUUUGGUCACUUGACAUACUUGAUUUUGUAAAGACAUGAAGAGUCUCUUAAGCAGCCAGCUGAUGAAACUGGUUAUUAUUGCUUUAUCCUACCGUUGGACCUUUCACUCCACUCUGACAUUAUAUUGCAUUAGACUCCAACAAUAUCACGGUUUGCAUAAUGUUUUGCCUUACAAGCCCUUAUCAGCAGCCAUGAGAGGACAUGGUGCCAACAUUAAAUAAACUGAAUCAUUUUGGAUUGUUAAUUUGUAUUUGAGUUGCAAUAAGGUAGCCAAACGUUCAAAACAGAAUGGCCAUCUUCCUCUGCAGUUGCCAACACAUUUUGAAAAAAGCCUUGAAAUCACACUAGAAUAAAACUUGUCCCCAUGUUCAACCUGCCCACAGUUCAUCCCCGGAUUCAGCCAAACGGUUUUCUGACUUCCUCCCCAAUUAACAGGGGCAUUGAUCAUUGUUUUGAUUUAAAAGGCUGCACAAGCUAUUGUGGUGGGAAAGUUGGUGUCAGAAUGGGGGCAUUCAAUACUUCAAAGUAAAUCUUGAUUCGCUUUUUCAAAUGUGCAAAAUAACUCAUUUAUAAAGACAAAAGCACAGCCACCCCUACAUACAGCAUAUUAAAUACAAGUGCCUCAAGAAGUUGGGAGCAUGUGAAUGAGUUGCAGUCCACAUGAUGUUAAUUCUACACAUAACACCAGAGAUCAGGGACUUUACAUUGAAGUGUCAACUGUACGUCUCACACCUUUCAAAUGUGCAUGCCAAGAACAAACACAGAAUCUUAACGCAUCUCCGAGAAUCCAAUCAUGACACCUUUUAUAAAUGAGGCCCAUGCCAUUCGAGGGGAUCAGGUUGAUACAGAAUGUAGUCUGUCAUUUUUACAGAGCAGAAGAGGCACGCUGAGGAGAGCUGCCAACGACCCCCACCCCGUCUCCAGCCCACGCACGCCCAUGCAAUAGCCCCAUUACUCAGUGGAGGAUGUCUAGAUGCUGUGAAAUCCUGUUUUUAAAAUGUACUUGUUUGAAUUCAUUGUAAUGUAAUAUAUUCUUUGUUGAAUGUAGUAAUUAGGUAUUUAUGAAUAUAUGGCUGUGAUUUCAGACAAAAAAGAAAUAAAAUAUUUCCAAAAUGUUAAA
Molecule: messenger RNA, 6109 nt
Organism: Gymnodraco acuticeps
Lineage: Eukaryota; Metazoa; Chordata; Actinopteri; Perciformes; Bathydraconidae
Gene: gse1
Product: Gse1 coiled-coil protein
Exons: 16
Coding region: 232-3891 (1219 amino acids)
Source: RefSeq, a predicted model, not a curated record